Messenger RNA from Lynx canadensis (Canada lynx), 2943 nucleotides. It is a transcript of the gene TTLL10, whose product is annotated as tubulin tyrosine ligase like 10. NCBI's taxonomy places the organism in Eukaryota, Metazoa, Chordata, Mammalia, Carnivora, Felidae. The coding region runs from base 1 to 2223 and encodes 740 amino acids. The record is from RefSeq and is a predicted model, not a curated record. The transcript is spliced from 15 exons. Gene Ontology annotation, biological process: protein modification process.
AUGCCGUUGGCACUGCCGUGGGGCCAGAAGAACCCCCGGGGGCUGCAGCCAGCUAGCCCCCUGGAGUCCCACCUAGAGCCCUCACCACCCCCCAACCCGUGCCAGGUUCGCCAGGGCCUGCCUUCCAUCCUCUACCGGGGUGCCGCUUCCUGCCAGUCUUUUUACCUGACCAGGGAAAGCCUCGCCUGGAAUAAACAGGAUGCCGAGAUGACCCUGCCUCCACAGGGCACCAGGCCCCGCGGUCACCGCAGAGACAGGAGCCAGCCGCAAGCAGAGGCCCAAGUCCAGGACCCCGGGAGGCAUCGCUCCCUGAGGCUAGGACCGAGGACUGCCCAAAGGGCCCACAGAGGGGUGGGGGUGGUGUCUUCCCAGAGCUGCCCCCGCCCUUGUGCUCCCACACCUGCAGCCCGCAGCCGCACCCGCUUCAUCUAUCAUCGGGGACCACCCACUAGGACCCACGUCAGCAGGAAGAGGGGCAAGUGGUCCAGGAUUGCAGGGGUCCGGCGGAGCCACACUCGGGUGCCAGGCUGGGCCCACAAAAGACCGAUGGGGAGCAGCCAAGAGGAGCAGCCCCUGAACCUGCCAAGCCAGUCGGGCCAAGACGCAGACCUCCUGGACGCUGCUGACACCGCCAGGCCUCAGGCCUCUCUCCUGGACAGGCGGCUGCCAGAGGGGGAGAGGCAGCUGCGCGGCAGUGGGCAAGGGCCCUACUUCUACAUCGGAGGCACCAACGGGGCCUCCAUAAUCAGCUCCUACUGCAAGGGCAAGGGCUGGCAGCGCAUUGAGGACAGCCGGCGGGAGGACUACAAGCUGAAGUGGUGCGAGGUCAAGUGCAGAGACAGCUACUACAGCUUCCGGGAAGGCGAACAGCUGCUCUACCAGCUCCCCAACAACAAGCUCCUCACCACCAAGAUCGGGCUGCUCAGUGCCCUGAGGGAGUACUCGAGGGUCGUGAGCAGGACCCACGAGACAUCACCGUGUGCCCAGGCCAAAUCCAGAAAGGACACAACCUCCGCCCUUGAGGAGCUCGCGUGGACCAGCCCAGGAUGCUUUGGGCCACAGAGAGCCCUGAAAAUGGAAGAAUUUUUCCCAGAGACCUACCGUCUGGACAUCAGGGACGAGAGAGAGGCUUUCUUCACUCUCUUUGAUGAAAAUCAGACGUGGAUCUGCAAGCCCACGGCCUCCAACCAGGGCAAAGGCAUCUUCCUGCUCAGGAACCAGGAGGAAGUCGCCGCCCUGCAAGUCAAGACCCAGAGCAUCGAGGACGACCCCAUCUACCGCAAGAUGCCGUUCCGGGCGCCUCAGGCGCGGGUCGUGCAGAGGUACAUCCAGAACCCACUGCUACUGGAUGGGAAGAAGUUUGACGUGCGUUCCUACCUGCUCAUCGCCUGUGCCACGCCGUACAUGGUCUUCUUUGGUCACGGCUAUGCCCGCCUCACUCUCAGCCUUUAUGACCCCCAUUCCAGCGACCUCAGUGGCCACUUGACCAACCAGUUCAUGCAGAAGAAGAGCCCCCUGUACAUGCUGCUCAAGGAGGACACGGUAUGGAGCAUGGACCACCUCAACCGCUACAUCAACGACAAAUUCCGGAAGACCAAGGGACUCCCUAGGGACUGGGUCUUUACUACCUUUACGAAGCGGAUGCAGCAGAUCAUGGCUCACUGCUUCCAGGCUGUCAAGUCCAAGCUGCAAUGCAAGCUGGGCUACUUCGACCUCAUUGGCUGUGACUUCUUGAUCGACGAAAACUUCAAGGUGUGGCUGCUGGAGAUGAACUCCAACCCCGCCCUGCACACCAACUGUGAAGUCCUGAAGGAGGUGAUCCCGGGCGUGGUCACGGAAACCCUGGACCUGGCGCUCGAGACCUUCCAGAAGAGCCUGCGCGGCCAGAAGAUGCUGCCUCUGCUGUCCCAGCGCCACUUCGUGCUCCUGCACGACGGCGAGGCCGACCUCUGGCCGCGCCCCGGGGGCUCCCGGGGCGCCCUGCGCCCCCCGCCCCCGCUCCGCGCCGCCCCGCGGCCAGGCGCGCGCACGCCCGCACCACCCCGGGGGCCCGGCGGCGCGCACGCGCGGCCCCGACCCCCGGGCCGCGGCCCCGACGGCGGCGCCCAGAGCCGGGAGCCCGGGGCCGAGCGGCCGCGAGAGGGAGCAGGGGGCCCGGCGCGGGAGCCGUCCCCGGGGCUGGCGGAGGAGGAGCGCAAGAGCGCGGGCCAUCGCGGCUCCUAGCGGGCGGGCCAGCGGCGCCCUCUGGGACCUAUAAAGGCUACUUUGUUACCGACGGCCCGUGCUGCGGGUCAGGUGGCCCCAGGCCUCCCCGACGCUCGCUCCCCAAGGCGCUCCCGUGGGGGCUUCUCUGCCGCAUUGCUGGGCCCUGUGCUUGGAGGCCUAGGGUGGAGGGAUGCGGGGGUGUUGUCCUACUGGAAGGGGGAUGAGCUCCCCACAGCCUCCUUCCUGCUCUGCCCUGGGGGCGGGGGGCGGGGGGGGGCUGCCUCUGUCGCGGGGAAGCCCGCAGGUCCAGGGCUCCUCCACAUCACCCUGUGUCCCUCACAGACCAGGACUUUCCCGAAGUCCCACAACCCGCAUGAGCCCUACUGCCUGGCUCUGUGAUCCCCAGGAAAGGAUCCGGAUCCCCAAGCAAAGGAGGGCUUGCUCAAAGCCGAGAUCGUUCCACAGAGGCGGCCCCAAGGGGGCCUGUCCAGGCACAGCUCCUUUCUGGGCCAAGAAGGUACCCGGGCUCUGCCCUCUCCACCACCUCCACGGGCCCUAACUUCCCUGCAGGCCUGGAGCUGCAGAGGCCCAGAGGGCAAGGCCGUGGGGGGGGGGGGGGCACAGCCAUGGCAGGACAGCCCUGAAGGACGUGCUGAGCCGGCACUGGCCCUACCCCGGCCGGUCCAUGAAUGGCCUCAGGUGUUCCCGUUGCCCAUGGACCCAGACCUCAGGUUGGGG